AUGCUGCAAAAACUAUGGAACAGCGAUGGACCUCACCAUCAUGAUGCUUCUUCAUCUCCGCCUCGCACAUCAUCUCCCUCUUUUCAUCUUCCCCAUAUUCAAGUUCUCAGCCUUCCCGAAGAGCUUCAAAUUUACAUUAUUCAAUUUUGUACUCCUUUGGAACGUUUCAAAGUAAUUUGCAGAAUAUCUAGACACUUUUACCAUUUGAUUUUCUCCCACAGAGGAUGGAGCUGCAUUGUAAAUACGUCCCCACAACAACAUUCAUCUAUUGGUUUUGCACCUCACAUCAAGCAUGUUUCCAGUUGCAUCUUUGAUUGUGCCUGGUUUUUAAAGAAGAAAAAACUUCGGACACUUGCUGUUGGAGGGAUUGAUAUUUCCAACAAUACCAGUGGAGUAACAGCCUCUACUUCAUUAGGAAGAAAGAGGAAGGCCAUUCUACAGGCUCGUCUUCCAUCGAAUCACAUACCCUCUGUGGAUUCAACAACGACAUCAGCAGCUCAUGAAGAUGUAACGAUUGAAAAUUUAUUUAGCAAAUGUAAUUUUGAGCAUAUUGAAGUGAAUUGUUCGACCAUGUCCAGUACACGUCUCCUAUUAAGAUAUGCAAGAACAUAUUGUAACUUUUUAAAAACAUUGAUAUUUGGCUACAGCUAUCAAUUAGACAUUCGUGACCUUAUUGAGCAGAUUCUAAUACCCUUCUCCUUUCAACUGGAAACUCUCAAAUUUAAUUUUCAGUAUGACUCUACCAUUGUGUAUGAUUGUGCCAAUCUCGGUCCAACAUCUAUUAGCCCGGAAUCUACACAUACUCAACCUCCUCAAUUACUCUUUUCACCUAAGGGUAUUCCUUUCUUUGCUCCUGUGGCCACCAGUGGCACUGCCAACCUUAGUAUUACUAGAGAUAGUAACAGUGUUGGUAGCUCAUCAUCUACAACUGUUUUCAACCCUUCAUUAAUGUCGAUCACUGGAGUACAUAUUUUCAAGCCUGAUUUUGAAUUAGUUAAACUCAAAAUCUUUGAUCUCUACAUUGGCAAUACAGCCCCAAUUGCCAAACAGUUUUUCCUUAAAAUAUGUCAAUCAGCACCAAAUCUCAGAGUUUGCAAACUAAGAGGUGAUAUACAGAAAGAAAUGCUUCUUUCUCUUUCCAAGUAUUGUAAAUAUUUGGAAGUUUUGAUACUCUAUGACACUGGAAAACAACGACUUACAGACGACUCGAUCAGCGAAAUGCUAAAAAUUGGUGGAGCCUUUAACAGCAGUUUGAGAGUAUUGUCAAUGCUUUGUCCUUCUCUCACACUUCGCUCCGUGGCGUUAAUUACCAAAUUCUGCAAAAACCUACAGUAUUUUGCUAUUAGAAGUGUCACUAUUAGCAACAGCGCUCAUUCGGAUUUUAUCACUUUUCAUAACUUGGAUCAACUUAAAGUAUUGAAAAUUAAGGAUGAAAUUACAAUACCUGGGCUAGUCAUUGAACGACUUGUGAGAUGCUUACCACCAGAUAUUGAACAUGUAAAAUUGCCAUCUCCCAAAGAAGAAGAGCAUUCUCCAUUCUCAUUAUCAAGUAGCGAUAUUUCAUUCAAAAAACUGAAAGCGCUUCAUUUAGCCAGAAUUUCUUCAGAAACCGUGCCUCGAUUCUUCCUUGAGGGAUGUGCAGAAAAUUUACGGGAAUUGAAGUUGUCUGUGGUGGAUGACAUCCAUUGCAACAUUAUUGAAUUGAUGAAACAAUUUGUACCACAACUUUCCAAGCUGUCCUCUCUCACUCUCGACCUUGGAGAAUUUGAUGCAACUCUCUUUACAGUUCUGUCUCAUCUUUCCAAUCUAAAGAGACUUACCAUCAAGACCAGAGGGAAUAUUGACAAGUAUGAUGCUGAGCUAGGAUGGAAGUUGAAAAGAUUUCCUCAUCUCACUGACAUGAUUGUGCACAGCAGCGUUGUUUCACAAUUCUUUACUGAUAAUUAUAUAAUAAGUCUUAAUAACCUCAUAAUGAUGUGGUUAGCAUGUCCUGUGCAAUGUAAAAUGCACAUUGAUCAUGAAGAAUUGUCUGAAGAAGAUCUACUUAAUAUUUCGGCAGAGAACGUGACUUAUUGUUGUGAUCAAUACAUUAAUGACCAUUUGGAAAACUUGAGCGUAGAUGAAAAGAAUGCAAUGAAAAAGGAAAUUAUGCUUCGACUUGUGAAUGAUGUCCACCAUGAUUACAAGCUUGUGGGUCCAAAACCGAGUAUUCUUUUGCAAAAGCAUUUUAUGGGAGCGUGUAGUAGCGUGAUUUAUUGA
Naegleria lovaniensis is the source of this 2259-nucleotide messenger RNA. RefSeq lists its product as uncharacterized. The coding region runs from base 1 to 2259 and encodes 752 amino acids. The transcript has a single exon. Gene Ontology annotation, molecular function: protein binding. The record is from RefSeq and is a predicted model, not a curated record. Lineage: Eukaryota; Heterolobosea; Eutetramitea; Acrasida; Naegleriidae.